AAGAAAACGCCCCUUUUUUUCAUCGAGAUUUCCGGCCCGUCGCAGCAUCGAUCAACGUGACCAGAGUAUCCCGCCGAGUUCCCCCCGAGAACAACCAUCGUUUAAAUAAAUUUAAAAUCGUACCGAAUUAGAAAAGUGGAUUAAAGUGAAAUUAUAAAUUAAAGUGAAAUGUAAACCAAAAUUCAAAGUAUAUAAACAACGCAUAAAUCAGAAACUAAUCGAAUUAAAAAUUAACUUACUUUUAAAGAAAAAAUCAAAGGUCUGUCGAACUAUUAUUUAAAGCAGAAAAAACUCGUGGGCAGGCAAAGUUAGACAAUAACGGCACAGAGUGGCAGCAGGUCGCCAAUUUUUUGAAACCACGUUUUGAAGCAAACGUCAUGGUAUUUGAGGAUAAAAUAUACGUUUCUCGUGGCUUGUCAGCUGCAGGAACACCACUUGCCGAUUGUGAAUGCUAUGACGCAGUGAGCAAUACUUGGACACAAUGUGCUGAUAUGCUGGAACCACGCGGUAAUGUUGGUUUGACAAUAGCAAAGGGGCAAAUUUAUGUGUUAGGCGGUACAAAAAGUGUUCUUGGCGUUUGUGUGCAAUCUUAUGAUCCAUUCAAAAAUGUGUGGACAAAGAUUUCUCCAAUGAAUAUUGAACGUAGCAACACAUGUGGCUUAUAUCUAAACGAACGCAUUCUAGCCAUUGGCGGUCUGGCAAAUUCAAAGGAUAAUUAAAUAACAACAUUGAGGCGCCGAAGUUGUUCAUCUUGCUUCUGAUUUGAUUAAGGAGGCAUCAUUAGGCUGAAAUUACAAUUUAACAUUUUCAAUAUUGUGAUUGUUAACUUAUACAUUUUGAACGUACGCAAUAGCACUCAAUUUAUUAUUUUGGAUGUAAAAUAAUGUUUUAAAAUAUUCUAAAUUGCGUCGUCAGUUUGAGGAACUUAACGAAAAAUGUUAUAAAAACUACAUAAUCAAAGUAAAAAAUAAUAUUAUUCGUAAUCCGAAAUUGUUUUAUGGUUUCGUUAACUCCAAACGCAGGAUUUCUAAUUUUCCGUCCGCGAUGAAAUAUAAAUCAACAAUGUCAUGUGACAAUUAUAUUAUUUCUAAUAUGUUUGCAGAAUUCUUUAAAUCCAAUUAUUGUUCAAACUACUCUAUGAAUGUGCCAUAUCAUCAAGUGUUAUGUCCGAGUACUGUAAUUAAUACACCAAUUAUUUCUGAAACAUAUGUCUUCAAUUAUUUAGUUACGUUAAAAAAUUUGUUUAAAUAUGGCCCUGAUAUGAUUCCCUCAAGCUUUCUUAAAAAUUGCGCAAAAUAUAUCUAUCUGCCCUUAACUAAGCUUUUUAACCUAUCUCUUAAACAAGGUAUUUUUCCGUCAAUGUGGAAAAACUCUUUUAUAUUACCUUUGCAUAAAAGUGGAGUUAGAUCAUCUGUUGAGAACUAUAGGGGGAUAGCUAAAAUGUCAGCUAUACCCAAACUUUUUGAAGCUGUUGUCACUGACCAAAUAACUUUCUUAAUCUCUCCUUUAAUUUCAUUCUCUCAGCAUGGAUUUUGUAAAGGGAAAUCUACAGUAACAAACUUGCUUGAAUUUGUAAAC
This is a messenger RNA of Zeugodacus cucurbitae (melon fly), 1578 nucleotides long. Its product is annotated as kelch-like protein 7. Gene Ontology annotation, molecular function: protein binding. Lineage: Eukaryota; Metazoa; Arthropoda; Insecta; Diptera; Tephritidae. The coding region runs from base 378 to 719 and encodes 113 amino acids. The transcript has 4 exons. The record is from RefSeq and is a predicted model, not a curated record.